AUGGCUGGCAUUUCCCCACAGGACCUCCCGCCGGAGUUUCUGGCGGAGGACAGAAGGCCCCAGACAAUCAUUGGAAUGGCCGUUGCGACAGGCGUCGCAGGCGCAGUCGUGCUGACGCGGGUAUACGCGCGAUGGCGACACAUUCAGAAAUUUGGGCUCGACGAUGCCCUCAUCUGUGUCGCAAUGGCAAUAAACAUCGUCCUCCUCGCCGUCAUGCUCCAAGUCCUCCACCACGGCGCGGGCCGCCACCUGGCCGCUAUCGACCCCACAGCCGCACCCCCGCUGUACAAAUGGCUCGUGGCCGGCCAACUAAUCUACAUGCUCAACCUAUACAUCUGUCGACUAAGCGGGCUAGCCUUCUACGCGCGGCUCAACUCCAUGCCUCAAUACGUCUUCUACCUCCGCCUCUCCUUCGGAUUUAUAACGGCCGUGUAUAUCUGCCAGACGCUGAUCAUCGCACUGCAAUGUAUUCCGCUUUCGGCGUUGUGGAAUCCGGCGGUGGAGGGAAAGUGUAUUUCGACAAUGGUGGUGAAUUAUGUUACAGCGAGCAUGACGAUUGUUUGUGAUUCGAUUGUGCUGCUUUUGCCGAUGAAUAUUAUAUGGACGCUCAAGGCGAAACUUGCGAGGAAGGUUGCGCUGGGGGUCGUGCUUUGUUUUGGGGUUUUUGCCGUUGUAACCUCCAUCUGCCGCCUCCUCGCGAUGCUCCCCGUGGUAAACAAACCCGAAGACGCAACCUGGUACUUCUCCGUCGUCCUCGGCUGGUCGAGCGGCGAGAUCAGCGCCGCGAUCGUCGCGCUUUCCCUUCCCGCCCUCAAGGCUCUGUUCGGAUCUGCGCUGAAGAACAAGUCGUCGGCGAGUGACAACUCGAACUCGAACUCGAAUUCGAAUUCUCGCAGUCAAGCGGCGAGCGGUGGCGGUAGUGAUGUGCCGAUGGAUCGCAUGGCGAGAAAGGUGGGUAGUAGUGGGCGAGUGUAUGGGGAUCUCAAGUCGUAUUCGCAUUCUGUUCGCGGUGGACAAAGUGCCAGUGAGGAGGUGCUGUGGUUGACAAGUACAGAUGACGACGAGAGGAUUCAGGUUAAGAGGACGGUUAGAGUGAGUGUUGGGACGUAUAAGCGUGAUAAAAGUUAG
Aspergillus calidoustus is the source of this 1128-nucleotide messenger RNA. The record is from the annotation of a GenBank genome assembly. Lineage: Eukaryota; Fungi; Ascomycota; Eurotiomycetes; Eurotiales; Aspergillaceae.